UCCUAGUUUCAGCAUCCGUUCAAACAAUUUACUCAAUUAUGGAGAAUAAUGAGUGAUUCCGAGUGUUUUGAAUUGCCAAAAUGCGCGAGCACUUCAGGAUUAGAUUCCUCAGAGCGCGCAUUAGAAGCGAUGGAAGUAGAUGAGGAGAAUCAAGAAGACACUGAUGACAACGAAGAUAAGGAAUUUGAAAAGCUGCUCUGGUCAAUUGAUGAUGACACCCUCUUUCAGCCACUUGGUUUAACCAAUCACGGCACAGACGCCGGCAAAACAGUAUUUGUUACAUGGAAUGAGGACUACCUAAUAAAUUUCGUUUUCAAGCGCGCAAAGCGGACAAAUAAAAUUAGUUUGACUAAGGUGCGCAUACCGAUGCCAUUAGGAGAAAUCAUCAACGAUAUGUUCAUAAUCGAGAUGAAUGCUUUGCUACUUAUGCGUAGUGGGCGAGUAUAUUAUUUUAGUUCUGUUAAGUCUAUGCAUGCAAUAGACUGGCUGAAUGAUAAUGGAGGCGGCGUGCGUUGCAUGUCUGCUGCCCCAACAGCGGGAUUCAGUUGUAUACGUUACGUGGCGGCGCAGACUGCGCUCUUUUUGGAGAUGUAUCGAGAUGUGCCAGAUAUAGGACGUAGUGUACCUGUAUUAUUACAGCGUUGCGACAUCACAUUUGAUGAUAAAAACCUUUUCAACUGCUCAUGGGAUGAUGAACGAUAUACACUAGUUUCGAGAAAAGUUACGGCAAAGAACAAAACAUUUCUGCAGUACUUGUUGAUGGGGGAAAUGGAAUUGAAAGAGGACCAGUGGAUCCACAUAUUUACGGUUUCCUCUGUUGUAUUUGCAUUGGUUGUAGCUGGUGUGGAAUGCAGCGCCGUUGAUGAUGGUGAGAGUGCGCCUGAUUGCGACUACAGCAUACAGCAGCUAUGUGCCUAUGCAACAAAUGUUAGUUCGAUACAGCUGGACUGUGAAGAGAAUCGUUGUCUGAUAUUUUUGCAGUGCGGUACCAUUGACAUUUGGUAUUACUCGCACUCUACCUGUGGUUUACGUCGCAUGCAGCAUUAUACUGGCGCACAGUAUAGUCAUCACGUGUAUGUGCCCGCUGCGCGCUGUUUUUAUUUCACCGAUGAAGAGCAGGUGGCCCAAUUGCAUUUCAGUUAUGACGCCGAAAUGGACAGUUGUCAAGUGCAAGAGACGUAUAAAGCGAUACCCGGCAUGGUGGCAUGCACUUGGGUAGAGACGCAGCAUCAGCUGAUAUGCCUAAGUUGCAAUAAUAUUUUUUAUAAAAUAAAUUUCGAACCAACGCAUAACGCUAAGCACUCUUUUGCGAACUUUACCGGUUCGGCUGCAGCAGUUAGUACGGAGUAUGAAAAUUUGCAAUUACUUUACGAGCUCACGCCGGCUCGUUUGUCACGUUUGCUCGCAAAAGUGGAAAAGGUUAACGAAUUGGUAAAUCUGCCAGCGCGCAUGCACGCCGCCGUGGAGAACGAAUGUGUGAAACAGCAGCUCCUUGGUGUGCUCUCGGAUAGGCACCUCUAUCGAUAUUUGGCGAAAGCGCGUCUAAUGUACAGCAUACAAUUACCAACAGCAGCUCAGGAAGGUGUAAUCAUGUUGUAUGCAAAUAACUCCUACCAAUUGCAUCAUGAUAGCUAUGCGGCGCUAAUCUACUUGCAAAUCGACAAAAAUGAUUUACUGCAUAGCGGCGACAGUCUAUGGCAUUUGCACAUAGAUGUUGACUGCAGCGAUAGCUAUAUGCUGCACAUCCCCAGCCCGUUGUUGAAUCAACAAUUGUGUAUAGCAUUGCCCUUAAUGCGGACUGCGGGAAAAUUGCUGGCUGAGAUCAAAGUGCAACUAUAUACUUUGGUGUGCUUGGAAGCUGAUUUUGUGGCUAUCAACCUUCCCAUUGAUUUAGAAGUAAAUUCGAGUACUUAUGCUGAACUCUUCACGCGUUUUAAACGCUGCGUGACUAUUUGCAAUGACUAUGAUAUUCCAAAACUUAUAAAAAGUUUCUUCAAGCAUAGCAAAAUCAAAGUAGUACAAGCGAGAGCGAGCGAGGAGGUUAAUUUAAAUAUGGAUAAUGACCAAAAGUCUUCCACUACCUUUGACGUAGAAAUGCUGUCACAUACAUUGCGGCUGCCAUCGACGUGGACUUUCAGUGCCAUUGCUGCGUGCUUCCAGGUACCAAUUACGGAACAGCAGAGUUUUGAUUUGUAUUUUAUGUCUGCACCGAUUAAAAUCGCGCACAUAGUGGAGGAGAAUCAUAUUACAAUCGAAAGCGUGGAUGCGGUGGCUUUGUAUUACCUAAAAAUUCAACUACUCAUAAACAUGCCUGAGCUGUUGGUGAAUGGUGGUGAUGGAAAUGGUGCCGAAGAAAGGCAGCAGAUGUUGAUGCAACUCCAAUGCGAUCUGACAAGUUGUGGGGCUGCUCUUCUGCAAGUGCCAACUUUUGAUGAGAAUAUUGCGGAUGAGGAGAGCGACUCAAUUCCACGUGCCAUGCAGAUGCAGCAGUUGAAACGAAUAUAUACGAAAAUGCGUAGAGACUUUCAUAGAUUGUACAGUUGAUGGUAGUGGGGGAAAGAUGUGUGCUCCCUACACAUUCCAUUGUGUGUUCUUUCAUGUAUUAAGCCACGGGCGAUACUCCCAAAUGUCUCAGUUAAGAAAUCUCAAGUUAAAUAUGUGGACAAUUAUGUUAUUUGAUUAAAAUAAGUGUCUUUGCGGUUCUAAAUGCAAUCACCAAAAUACCGCCUCACAUUAUACAUACACAUUUAGCUUAGAUUUUGUGAGCUGCUGGAAAAUACAUGAUUUCUGAUUGUGCUAUAAAUAAUAUUUUUUUACAUAUAUUCAUAAUUCGUUUAAGAGUUGUAUUAUGUCACAUAUUAAUACACCGAAUGCAAAAUACAGUCACUCAUAUCUUAUAUGA
This is a messenger RNA of Anastrepha obliqua, 2902 nucleotides long. RefSeq lists its product as uncharacterized. The transcript has 3 exons. The record is from RefSeq and is a predicted model, not a curated record. Lineage: Eukaryota; Metazoa; Arthropoda; Insecta; Diptera; Tephritidae. The coding region runs from base 49 to 2544 and encodes 831 amino acids.